This is a messenger RNA of Setaria italica (foxtail millet), 656 nucleotides long. Its product is annotated as cysteine-rich and transmembrane domain-containing protein WIH2. The record is from RefSeq and is a predicted model, not a curated record. Bases 122 to 475 code for a protein of 117 amino acids. The transcript has 3 exons. NCBI's taxonomy places the organism in Eukaryota, Viridiplantae, Streptophyta, Magnoliopsida, Poales, Poaceae.
AUCAACAGGCACGCGAUGCUAACGCCCCGCCAGUUGUGGAACUGGAGGAAGAAGACCUGGACGAGAAGCGAUCGGGCAUCGGGGUAAAGCGAGCAGGGCACGGCGAGGCGGCGACGGCGCCAUGAGCUACCAAAAGAUCCCGGAGUCCUACCCACCGCCAGGGUACUCGCAGCCGUACCCGCCUCCUCAGGCUCCACCGCAGGGGCCUUACUACCCGCCGCAGCAGCUGCCGCCUCCGGGGUACCAGGGCUACUUCAACGACGGGCAGCAGCCCUACGGAUAUCCGCCACCGCAUGGCGGGCAUCACCACCACGGCCACCAUCACCACCAUGAUGACCAUCAUCACCACUACCAUCACCAUGGCCACCACCACCACCACGAGGAGGAUGACUGCUGCCUCGGCUUCCUGAAAGGAUGGUUGGCCGCUCUUUGCUGCUGCUGCAUACUGGAUGAGUGCUGCUGCUGCUGCUUCUGACAUACAUGCCCUUGAAGCCUCCUUGUGUCUGGCAUCCUGGGACAGCAAAAAUUAUCUGUGCAUUUGACUUGCUAUGAUUUUUGGACAGUAUGAAGUGAAUCUUGGUUGUGUUACUUUUCGUAAAUAAGUUGACUCUGUUUCUGUUAAUAAAAGGUUUAUACAAAUUACAAUGUUUCGUCUU